CGGGGUUGGCGCGCAGUGGUUGACAGGUCCGCUGUCCAGCAGAGGCUAAAAAAUAUGGGCUUAAUUCGGUCGCGAAGCACAGGGUCCAUCAGCUUAGAAAUGGCCUUGGCUGGGGGAGGGGGGGGAAUUAUGGGAGGAGUUGGAGGAGGGGGCAUUAGUGCAGGAGGGGGAAUAGCGAGGGGAGGAGGCGGAAUUCUGACGGGAACAGGCUUAGGCGGGCUGGCGGGAGUGGGGUUAGGCGGUAGGCAGUCGCUUGGAGGACUUCAUUCGGGUGGCAUGGCGAUCCUCCCUGUGUCGAUCGAAAGCGGUCCCAAAAGCGCGCCGAGCUGGCGCGUAGGCGAAGGGUUUGCCAAGCUCUUGUCUGUCAUUGCGUCCUGCGAUUCGGUCUGGCGACGUGGCAUUACCGCGGCGCUUAUUGCUGUCCUAUUCUUGGCUGUCGGAUUGGUCUGGAAUUGGGAGAGGGUGCAGCAGCAGGCGGAUUACGCCGUUGUGAUUGACUGCGGAAGUACUGGGUCCAUGCUAAUCUUCUCUGUAUCGUUCCAAUUUUAACAGAUGUCCCGAAGGACCUUUGGUCCUUUCUCGAACUUCGGUCCUUUGGUCUUUUUUUAAGAGUUUGUCAACAGUAAAUGGGUGUCACAUUC
Messenger RNA from Chara braunii, 641 nucleotides. The record is from the annotation of a GenBank genome assembly. Lineage: Eukaryota; Viridiplantae; Streptophyta; Charophyceae; Charales; Characeae.